Messenger RNA from Telopea speciosissima, 1521 nucleotides. Its product is annotated as alcohol acyl transferase 1 allele RGa. The transcript has a single exon. Lineage: Eukaryota; Viridiplantae; Streptophyta; Magnoliopsida; Proteales; Proteaceae. The record is from RefSeq and is a predicted model, not a curated record. Gene Ontology annotation, molecular function: acyltransferase activity, transferring groups other than amino-acyl groups. The coding region runs from base 79 to 1452 and encodes 457 amino acids.
AUGUUUAAAUGUAAAUUCAAACUUAACUUCAAGUAAUUCCACCACUCACUAGUCACUACCUCUCUUAAUCACUCUUCCAUGGCUUCAUGGAUUGAAGAGCUCCAACUCCCACCCCACCUCAACAUCCCUAUAACCAUAGACAAUGUCACUACAGUUACCCCGGCUGGGCCGAUUCCGGCCAACUCUGGUGACUGCCUUUACCUCUCAAACCUUGACGAUGUGAUUGGAUCUCGGGUUUUCACCCCAACUGUUUACUUUUAUGCAUCAAACAGCUUGAAUUCUGAUCGGAAACCUGUUGGAAAGAUUCUACGUGAUGCAUUAGCAAGCGUCUUAGUUCCUUACUACCCGUUUUCGGGUCGCAUCCGGGAGGCCCAUAAUGGGAAAUUGGAGCUCUUUUUUGGACCCAAACAAGGAGCCUUGAUUUUGGAAGCCCACUCAGAAAUGGCCUUAAGUGACCUUGGUGACCUAACAGUUCCAAACCCUUCCUGGGCUCCAUUGAUCCACAGGGCCCCAAAUGAAGAGGCCUAUCAGGUGGUGGACAUGCCCUUGGUUAUAGCCCAAGUAACAACCUUCACCUGCGGUGGCUUCAGCCUUGGCUUACGCAUCUGCCACUGCCUCUGCGACGGUUUAGGUGCUAUGCAAUUCAUAUCUGCUUGGGCCAAAACAGCCCGGACCGGCACGGUCGUACCAAGCCCUGUACCAUGUUGGGACAGGGAAUUUUUCCGGCCCAGGGAUAUUCCCAUGAUUAAGUUCCCUCACACCGAGUUCAUGAGCAUCGACGACGGUUCGACCCUCACCUCAACCCUUUGGAAUACUAAACUGGUUCAGAAGUGUUACAGGUUCACCCGGGAGUUUCAGACCGAACUCAAACGGUCAGCCCAACCCGACGAUGGUGGCACGUGUACAACCUUCGAUGCAAUGGCGGCACACGUGUGGAGAUCCUGGGUGAAGGCGUUCCAAAUAACGCCUCUGGAUUACGAGCUUCGGUUAACAUUCUCUGUGAACGCUCGACAGAAGCUUAAUAAUCCGCCGUUAAAAGAAGGGUUUUACGGUAACGUGGUGUGCUUGGCUUGUGUGACCAGAACGGUCUCGCAAUUGGUCCAAGGGCGGCUCAAAGAGACGACCCAGUCCGUUACGGAGGCUCGACUCGGCAUAUCUGAGGAGUAUGUGAGGUCAAUGGUGGACUACAUUGAGGUGAACCGACCAAGAAGGCUUGAGUUUGGGGGGAAGUUGACGAUCACGCAGUGGACAAGGUUCUCCAUGUACGAGUCGGCCGAUUUUGGGUGGAACCGCCCGGUUUAUGCCGGUCCGAUAGAUAUAACCCCAACGCCACAGGUCUGCGUGCUUCUACCGGAGUGUGGUCAGAAUUGCAGUGUUGAUAUGGUGGUGUGUAUUUGCCUUCCAGACUCGGCUUCCGAUAGAUUUAGAGAGUUCUUAUAUCAAAUUGACUAAAAGCACCAGGCCAUAGACAUGUAAGACCCUCUGAUUGGACCUAGGAGGGGUAUUUGUGACCAUACACAA